GGGGUGUAGAUCAGCAUGGGAACAGCCGAGGCCAGGGCCCUUCUGCAAAGCCUCUUCCACCCUCCUGUCCCACUGGGGGUAGCCAGCCCGGAGGAGGAGGAGGAGGACUUGCCACCACCACAGGAAGCAGGACCAUUUGCGCCAGAGCUGCUGGAACAAGCCAUCAAUCUGGAGCUCCAGGGGGUUGCAGCGGCUGAGGCAGGAGAGGUGGAUGCCGCCCUGGAGAGAUUUGGCCAAGCCAUCCAGCUGCUCCCAGAGCGAGCCUCUGCCUACAACAACCGGGCACAGGCCCUCCGCCUCAAGGGGGAUCCAGCAGGAGCCAUGGAGGACCUGGACACCGCUCUGGAGCUGAGCAAGGGGGCUGGCCGGGUGGCCCGCCAGGCAUUUGUACAGCGGGGGCUCAUUCAGCGGCUACAGGGGCAUGACGAGGCUGCCCGGAAAGAUUUUGCACAAGCUGCCCGGCUGGGAAGCACCUUUGCACGCCAGCAGCUGGUGCUGAUGAACCCCUACGCAGCCCUUUGCAACCAGAUGUUGGCGGCAGCAAUGAAAAAGCUGUGUGGCCCGGGCAGCCUGAGAGAAAAGCCCUGCGAGGGGGGAGGCCACGGCUUAGGCACCGCCUUUGGCCUGCAGAGCAACCCUGGCUUGGCCAAAAGCCACCUUGACAAGGCCUCUCAAGGUGAUGCAUCCCAUGAUGCGUGA
Molecule: messenger RNA, 699 nt
Organism: Euleptes europaea (tarantolino)
Lineage: Eukaryota; Metazoa; Chordata; Lepidosauria; Squamata; Sphaerodactylidae
Gene: TTC36
Product: tetratricopeptide repeat domain 36
Exons: 3
Coding region: 16-699 (227 amino acids)
Biological process (GO): cilium assembly
Molecular function (GO): protein binding
Source: RefSeq, a predicted model, not a curated record